CCUGACUCCUGUCUUCUCUCCCUUUCAUCUGUCUUUGCUCUUCGUCACUUCUUUCCUUUCUUCUUCUCUCUUGUCAUCAUGGACCGUGCGGUACAUCUGAUCGCGUGGGGUUUCACUGACAAGUGAUCUCUCCAUCUUCUUCUCGAGCUUCAUCUACAGCCUCAUUUCUGACUUCCUUUCUCUUCUCAUCCCUUGUCGUCUAUAAUCCAUUCAUUCCCUUCUCCUUCGCUCCUUCUUUAUCUCCCUUCCCCCUGUUGAUUCCAUUCCAUUCCAGAGUCUAUUGGCGUGUCUUGGUCGGUGACACAGCCCCAAUACCCCUGAUAUAUUAUAUAUAUUUAUUUAUAUAUACAACUCAUCCCGACUAGUCUGUCCAACGGAUGGCUGGUUGAUCCUCUUGCUGUCUGUCCCCUUCUAUUCUGGUUCUUGUUCGAUCGUCGUGCCGGGUGAUCUGCAGAUCGGUCGGGAUGAAUACACCCUGGGAAAACUCGGGCGAUAUCCUGCAAGGUAUCAUGGCCACUCGCAUCCCCCCAUCGCACACCCCCGUCGAUAACCCCCCCGACAAUUUGAUGACCCCGUCCGACCUCACCCUCGGUGAUCCGGCUUCCUUCUUGGGCUUCCAGUUUGCUUCUUCGUCCGCCUCCUCCGCAGCUCCCUCGUCAGACCCCGCCGUGCUCCCCCAUCGUCCAGCCUCCCUACUCAGCCCCUGGUGGCCCCAUCACUACCAACCGUCCUCCUCGUCGUCCUCGCCCUCGCGCGAUUACGCCCACUAUCAAUUCCCUCGCCGCGCCCACGACCAAGACGCCUGGAAUCCCCUCCAGGUGACAGGCGUGCCCACAAACGCCGCCGCCUUCCCCAUCCUCCCCUCGCGAACGACGGCCUAUUCGACAGACGGCCUAGCCCGGCGCUGCUCCACCGGCCAACGCAGCGACUUUUCGGAGAAUGGCAGUCACCUGAACGGCAUCCACCCGUCGGACUCGGGCUACAGCAGCCAGAGUUGCACCACCCGCUCGGUGACGUCCUACGCCAUCGACUCGGCCUGUAGCCCCUACCUGGGUCCCGCGGAGCAGGAACCCGAGGAGAAACCCGUUCUGGACUUGAACGUCGUGCCGCCUAGAGAUGCUCCCUUGAUUCGCAUGAAUCAUCUGGGUUCGCCGUCCUUUUUCUGCCAGGACACCAUUCGAUGUGAUUAUCCCGGGUGUACGUGGACGGGAAAGUGUCCGUCGGACAAGAGGAAACAUGAAGCCCGACACAAAAAGUCCUUCAAAUGCGACGAGCCCAACUGCUCUCGCAAAGAAGGCUUCGGAACCAUCAACGACCUCGCUCGCCACAAGAAGUGCGUUCACAAGCAGGAGCCAGAACGCGGUCCCAAGGUCCUCUACCUGUGUUUUGGCGAGGACUGCCCCCGACGGAAUAAGCGCUGGCCUCGUCUCGACAAUUUCCGUCAGCAUCUGGCUCGUAUGCAUCAUGAGGAAGAUGCUGAUGCGCUGUUGAAGAGGUCGCUCGACUGGUACGAGACCUGCGUGAAACCGCAAGAGCUGGCCCAAUCCCUGGCCGGACGCUUCGGAGACGACGCGUCGACGGUCCCUCCAACACAAUUGGACCCCGGAGACCAGCCGGGAGACCCAGACCCAAACCGCGGCGAUUCCUCCCCGGAGCAACAGGGCGUAUGUCCAGUGGAAGAAACCACCGAGUCCAGCGGAGAUUCAACCCCCACCCAACCGCCGCUGGCAGACCUCGAGCCAAUGGAACUGCCCGCCCUAAACGCCCUCCACCUAGGCACAAUGUCAGACCGCAAGAGUUCCAUCUCCUCCCAAGAGAGCGGCGUCCGAACGGAGCGGAUGGACGAUAUGAUCUCCGAAGCCGCCACCAACAUGAUCAACGCCAUGACCAAGAUCAUCAACAACGGCCACCGCCGCCGCAGCCACCAACCCGACGGCGAUAACGAACAGGACUCCUCUCCGCUGUCAGACCCCAAACGGGAGAUGCUGCAGCGGAUUUUGACGGUGGCGUUGGAUCGUCUGUCGGGGUCUGCCGGCAGCCGUCGUCCUAGUGCUGUUGACCCGGGGAAGAAGGAGUGGAUUCAGUGUGAGUUUUGCACGAAGCGGACGCGGUUACGGUGUGAGAUGAAAAAACACAAAAAACGCCACGAACGCCCCUACGGCUGCACCUUCCCCAACUGCCCCAAAACCUUCGGCAGCAAAGCCGACUGGAAGCGCCACGAGAAUUCCCAGCACUACCACCUCGAAAGCUGGCGCUGCCCACUACCGGACUGCUCCCCAGGGGGUCAGCCAUGCGCGCGCGUCUUCCACCGCCAAGAGAUAUACGCGCAACAUCUCAAGAAACACCACGCGUGUACCGACGAAACAGCCGUGCAGACGGCUAUUGCCCGAGACCGGAUGGGUCGUGAGGGCGGAAACCCCCAGUUCCAAGCUAUGACGCAGUUCUGGUGCGGGUUCUGUGGGGAUGUCGUCCCGUUGAGGAGUGAGGGGGGUAUUGGAGCGUGGAAUGAGAGGUUUAAUCAUAUUGAUAGAGAGCAUUUUCGGAGGGGGGAGAGGAUUGAGGAGUGGAGAUCGGUUGGGGGGGAGGGGGUACAUCAAGAGGGUAGUCAUGAGGACGAGGAGGAGGAGGAUGGUGAUGAAGAGGAGGAGGAUGAUGAAGAGGAUGGCAGUGAAAGCGACAGCGACAGCGAUGGGCACGACGACAACAUCAUGAUAGAUGAGGAGGGUCCGUCCAUGGCGCCGCCUCCGUCUCUUAAGCGCAAGCGGUGCCCUGCUUCUCCGGUGAAUGUGUGCCUAGGUGGGGAGGAGAAACGGGCCAAGAUGGCUGGUGGGGUGGAUUAUAUGCGGACGUCGGGGUUUGCAGUGCAUCCUCAUCCUCAUCCUCAUCCUGUAGGGGAUGUUUACCAGGGAUGACGUGACUUUCCUGAUGAAGAUGGAAGAGUGCAUGGGUAGACUCAAGCUGUUGCAGUGAAGAACCUAGACGAAGAACGCCCAAUGGAGGAUUCAAAAAAGAGAAAAAUAACUCUCCAUAUCAGAUAGAAUAU
Messenger RNA from Aspergillus campestris IBT 28561, 3043 nucleotides. RefSeq names its product putative C2H2 finger domain protein. Gene Ontology annotation, biological process: regulation of transcription by RNA polymerase II. NCBI's taxonomy places the organism in Eukaryota, Fungi, Ascomycota, Eurotiomycetes, Eurotiales, Aspergillaceae. Bases 465 to 2912 code for a protein of 815 amino acids. The transcript is spliced from 5 exons. The record is from RefSeq and is a predicted model, not a curated record. Gene Ontology annotation, cellular component: nucleus.